AUGCAAAGCCAUAGCAAACUGCGUAUUGCCUCUGCAUCCGCACAACCUGCUGUGCCCGGGCUCCAUGGUUGGGCAGACCUCCCAGAUGGUCCACUAAGCUCCAUUCUUGCACUGUCAGGGUCCUUCCGUGAUGUUCUUGCCUUCGUGGCAACAUGCCGCUCUUGGUGUGCUGCAUUCUCCUCAUACCCAAACAGAUCUGCCUUCUGCACCAGAUUCCCACCUCUCCUCGUCCAAUUCAAUGCAUGUGUUCAAGCUCCUGAUCUCCCGUCUAACAAGGGUCGUCACGAGCUACGCACAUGUAAGGUCAUUGAUCCAAUCAACAAGAACAUUGCCCUUCGCUGCCAGAUUCCUCAAGCAAUUUACCAGGAGAUGCAUUUUGCUGGCACUUCCUAUGGUCAACUAAUUUGCUGCCUUGCUGGAUAUUGUCUUGUUGUUGAUGUGUUCAGUGGUGCCGAGGUUUCUCCUCCACGUCUCCCAUUCAGCAGUGAUUUUGAGAGUGAGUUCUACGUCAGCGGCACUCUGACGGCUCCCCUUGCAUCACCCAACUCACACCUCCUUGUCAGCACUGCAACCUCGUUUGAUUGGCCAGUGGGAAGUGACUCUUGGUCUGAGCUCCAGUUUUCUGAUGCAUGGAUAGUACAGAUUGUGGAAUUAAAUGGUCAGUUUCUUGCCAUGGAUGAUUGGUAUAAGAUCUACACUUUGCAGUUGUCCCCCCAGCUUGGUCUUCAGGAGAUAACAACUGAGUGGGUCGGCGACUUGGCCCCAAGCUCAUAUGUGGAUCCAUGGUUAGUGGUCUGCGGCAACAUGCUGCUCAUGGUUUCCUGUUUCAAGACAAUGAGUCCAGGCUGCUUACCCCACCACCUUGAUAUGUCGACCAACCCUGCAAAAUGGGUGGAGGUAAACCAGCUCGAUAAUUGGGCACUCUUUGUUGCGGGUGAUGUGAGGAGCCCACUGUUUUCUUGCAUGAGCCCUGAAAGAUGGGGAGGGAGGAGCAAGUGGCUGUACUAUGCCGGCUGUCGCUCCUUUAUUGCACAUGGAGUGGGCGAUGAGCGUGAUCCAUCUGCCAGUCCUAAGCUAGAGUACAAGAGAAGCUGUUCCAGAGAGUUACAGCCCCUCUGGGUGUAUCCAAGCACGUUCUACUCUGAUGCCCAGUGA
Messenger RNA from Triticum dicoccoides, 1155 nucleotides. RefSeq lists its product as uncharacterized. The transcript has a single exon. Lineage: Eukaryota; Viridiplantae; Streptophyta; Magnoliopsida; Poales; Poaceae. The record is from RefSeq and is a predicted model, not a curated record. Bases 1 to 1155 code for a protein of 384 amino acids.